This is a messenger RNA of Nicotiana attenuata, 759 nucleotides long. RefSeq lists its product as uncharacterized. NCBI's taxonomy places the organism in Eukaryota, Viridiplantae, Streptophyta, Magnoliopsida, Solanales, Solanaceae. The coding region runs from base 1 to 759 and encodes 252 amino acids. The record is from RefSeq and is a predicted model, not a curated record. The transcript has 4 exons.
AUGGAGUGUGUCCAGACAGUUAACUACUCAAUUGUAGUUAAUGGUGAACCAACAAAACCUUUUAAUGCUGCAAAAGGACUGAGACAGGGUGACCCUAUGUCAGCAUACUUAUUUGCCAUUGCAAUGGAGUACCUAUGCAGGAAUCUGGCUAGUUUGAAGAAGGAGAAAGAGUUCAAAUAUCACCCUAGAUGCUUAGUUAAGCCGCAGAAGCGGCCAGAUGAGGAGAGGCUAGGAGUCGCAGGUUUACAAGCAAAUCUUCGUAAAAGUGAAGCUUAUUUUGGAGGUGUUCCUGUGGCAGAAAGGCAGCAAAUCCUGCAGAUGCUGGGACUUGCAAAUAGUGAACUACCUUUCAAGUAUCUAGGAGUUCCCGUAUCCACAAAGAAACUGAGUUUAAUGCAAUGGCAACCUCUUAUUGAUAAAAUGAUUAAAAGGAUUACUUCUUGGGCUGCUAAGACUCUAUCAUAUGCAGGGAGAGUCCAGUUAGUCCAAAGCGUAUUGUUUGGGAUUCAGGCUUUUUGGGAAAAACUGUUUAUCCUGCCAACAAAGGUGAUUAAAUUGGUAAAGAGGAUAUGCAGGUCCUAUGUCUGGUCUGGGGCAAAUGAGAUCACAAAGAAGGCUUUGAUAACCUGGGAUAAAAAGGAUGGAAUGGAAGCCAUUGAUGUUUCACAAUGCAGCAAGACCAAAGGCAAAGUUUAUAGUGUGGCUCAUGGUACAGGGAAGAUUGAUGACAUGCAACAGGCUAGCAAACUGGAAGAUUAA